Molecule: messenger RNA, 219 nt
Organism: Spirodela intermedia
Lineage: Eukaryota; Viridiplantae; Streptophyta; Magnoliopsida; Alismatales; Araceae
Source: the annotation of a GenBank genome assembly
AUGGCACCGGCAGUGGUGGCGGGGUUGGCGGGGUGGCGGCCGUGUUCUGUGCUAGAUAAAGGGAAGAGGGGCCUCCAGAGGCUGUUCCGGCGAGUUCGGGCGGAGAUACGGCGGCAGGUGAGCGAUGGCUGUUCCGGCAAGCGCCGCUUCAGCUCCCACUACGACGCCUUCAGCUAUUCCCUCAACUUCGACAACGGCGACUCCGUCUUCUUCCGCUGA